AUGUAUUUCUUCAUCUUCAUCCAUACAGCUACCAAUCAAACACCCUUCUGGUCAAACUUCGAGUUCCAUUCUUCUUUUCUCCCUAACUCCAUGCCUGAGAUGUCUGCCCCUGCUGUACAGGACCAGAUAACCUCUAUCCAGCUGAACUUUCAGAAAUUUCAAGAAAUUAUGCAAAGUGCCCAGGACAACUACAAGAAAUAUUAUGAUAAGGGCAGGAAGAAGAACCCAGCCUUCAAAGUUGGGGAAAAAUCCACAUAUAAGGGUGAAGUCACCACAAUAUUUUUUCUGGGAUUUCAAAACCAUGAAGUAAUAAGUCUAUUGCUCUUCCCUUUUUUCCUUAUAAUAUACUGCAUGACAAUAUGUGGAAACCUCUUGAUCAUUGCACUGGUGUCCUACAGUAAGGUCCUCCAUUCUCCCAUGUACUUCUUCCUCUCGCAGCUGUCUAUAAGCGACAUCAUUUUGUCCACGGAUAUUUCCCCAAACAUGCUAAACAUUGUACUACAUGAGGGGACCUCCAUAUCGCUCUCUGGCUGUAUGACCCAGUACUAUUUCUUUGGCUUCUCAGAGGCAUCUGAAUGUUUCCUUCUAAUGGUGAUGUCAUAUGAUCGCUAUCUAGCUAUCUGUUCUCCUCUUCAUUACGCCUACAUUAUGAGCCCUGCACUUUGCAUUAAGUUAGUUCUUGUAUCUUGGUUGUUCAGCUGCAUUGUAGCACUAAUACUAACUCUUAGUAUGUGCCAACUACAAUUCUGUGGACCAAACACUAUUGACCAUUUCCUUUGUGAUUUUGAUCCUCUGGUAGAACUUUCUUGUUCAGAUGUAUCCUCAAUGCAAAUGGAGGUCACGGUAUUGAGCAUUCCUGUGUUGGUGGUACCGUUCCUUGUGAUAGUAGUUUCAUAUACAUGCAUUGUUUUAGCCAUAUUAAAGAUAUCUUCCUCUUCGGGAAGAGCAAAAACCUUUUCUACGUGUAGCUCCCACCUGACAGUGGUGUCUAUAUUUUAUGGGACUCUAAUCACCAUGUAUAUGAUCCCAAAAAGAGGACAAUCUCGAAUUAUCAGUAAGAUCCUGGCUUUAUUAUACACUGUUUUCACUCCCUUCUUAAAUCCUUUCAUAUACAGUCUGAGGAACAACGAUAUCAAGAAAGCUCUGAGAAAUGUUUUGUAUAACAAAAGAGUUUAGGUUGGUCACAGGUACUAAAAAAAGACUUA
Rana temporaria (common frog) is the source of this 1205-nucleotide messenger RNA. RefSeq names its product olfactory receptor 1468-like. The transcript is spliced from 2 exons. Lineage: Eukaryota; Metazoa; Chordata; Amphibia; Anura; Ranidae. Bases 1 to 1176 code for a protein of 391 amino acids. The record is from RefSeq and is a predicted model, not a curated record. Gene Ontology annotation, molecular function: G protein-coupled receptor activity; olfactory receptor activity. Gene Ontology annotation, cellular component: membrane. Gene Ontology annotation, biological process: G protein-coupled receptor signaling pathway.